This is a messenger RNA of Thunnus maccoyii (southern bluefin tuna), 1027 nucleotides long. RefSeq names its product actinoporin-like protein (gene apnl). The transcript has 3 exons. NCBI's taxonomy places the organism in Eukaryota, Metazoa, Chordata, Actinopteri, Scombriformes, Scombridae. Gene Ontology annotation, molecular function: channel activity. The record is from RefSeq and is a predicted model, not a curated record. The coding region runs from base 74 to 634 and encodes 186 amino acids. Gene Ontology annotation, cellular component: pore complex. Gene Ontology annotation, biological process: cytolysis in another organism; pore complex assembly; monoatomic cation transport.
GACUUUUUUCCCACUUUGGGACUUGCAAGCACCAACAGAGGUUCUCAGCAGCGGAACUCACAGCCAUACCAACAUGACGGAGUCAGCUGAAGCUGUAGCAGCAGAUGUGACCAGCAGGAGAAGUGUCACCAUUGAAAUCACGAAUCUCACUAACAACUACUGCCUCAUCAACCCCAGGGUGUACCUUGAGAAUGGGGAGACAUACAACCCACCUCAACCCACAGUGCGUCCUCUAAAGACGGAGGUUUGCACUUUCACCAAGUCCAGCGGCAAAUCAACAGGCAGCGUUGGUGUGAUGACCUACGACCUUUUCGAGAAGUCACGGAACGACUACAUUGAGACUCUGGCCAUCAUGUUCUCAGUUCCCUGGGACUACAACCUGUACAAGAACUGGUAUGCAGUGGGCAUCCACAAAAAGGGCCGUAACUGUGAUAAGGAUUUGUAUAAAGAAAUGUACUAUGAGAAAAACCAGCAUGAGCAUGGGUUUGUCAGGGAGGAAGCAACUGGGUCAGGAAUCAAUUAUGUGGGCAACUACCUAGAUAUCAAAGCCACCAUGUGUCCCCUGGGGAAAGCCAUCAUGAAGGUGGAGGUGUGGGAUAAGCUUUUCACGCCCAUGGGCCAGCAGGCAUACUAGAGACCCCUCCUAACAGUAUUUCUGUCAUGUGUCUGGAGAGCAAAUUCAUCCCUCUACUUCAAGCCUUUACCUGGCAGACUGUUUCCAAUACAGUCAACGUGCAUGAUUUAACAGAUGUAUUGUUGCUGACAUGUGUCUGUAUAGCUGGGUAUUACCCUUCUGUAAAUCUGCUUAAGAUCAGAGUUUAGUUUGUUUAUAAAUCCAGGCAGCAAUAUCCCCCUUUUAUAGCCAAAGCCUCUGUCUGUUUCAAUAGCAUCCGGUAGAAUGGCAUCUUUAGAAAUGGAAAUCAAAGGAUGACUCACCGGAGGACGAGGGCACAUAGCUUAAUAAAACACACUGAGAGCUUGUCUGUAUUUACCUUGACACUGUAGUCUGAGGAAUAAAAUAAACCUU